Boleophthalmus pectinirostris (great blue-spotted mudskipper) is the source of this 1043-nucleotide messenger RNA. RefSeq names its product hepatic sodium/bile acid cotransporter-like. NCBI's taxonomy places the organism in Eukaryota, Metazoa, Chordata, Actinopteri, Gobiiformes, Gobiidae. Gene Ontology annotation, cellular component: membrane. Gene Ontology annotation, biological process: bile acid and bile salt transport. Bases 24 to 1043 code for a protein of 339 amino acids. Gene Ontology annotation, molecular function: bile acid:sodium symporter activity. The transcript is spliced from 7 exons. The record is from RefSeq and is a predicted model, not a curated record.
UUCAAAUAUUUGUCACUUUUACUAUGGCAAACCUGUCUGAGGUGGAUUUGUUGAGAAAUGACAGCCUCAACGGGACGCUGGACUUCACUGCAGCCAGUGAGAUGAACCAAAUAGGAAAUUUUAUUGUCAUCUGUGCCAUUUUUAUUACCAUGGUUUCACUGGGAUGCACCAUGGAGCCCACCAAGAUCAAGGCUCAUAUUGUCAAACCCAAAGGAGUGGGGAUCGCGCUUGUGGCUCAGUACGGGAUCAUGCCUCUGACGGCUUUCAUUCUGGCUAAGGUGUUCCAGUUAUCAGAGAUGGCCGCUGUGGUGGUGCUGAUCUGCGGCUGUUGUCCUGGAGGUCUUCUGUCCAACAUGGCGAGUCUGGCCCUCAAAGGAGACAUGAACCUCAGUAUCGUGAUGACCACCUGCUCCACCCUCGUCGCCUUGGGGAUGAUGCCUCUGCUCUUGCUCGUGUACUGCCGGGGCUUUGAGGGUCUCCAGGAGGCCGUCCCCUACAGAGAUAUAGCCUUAUCCCUGUUGACCAUCCUGAUCCCAUGUGGAAUUGGAAUACUCCUCAACCACUACAGACCACAGUACUCCAACUUCAUCACCAAGGCAGGUCUGAUCGUGUCUACCAUCUUUUUCAUGGCGAUGAUUGUGCUGACCUUUCUGGAGCAUGGAGACCAGACCUUGGCCGUUGUGGCUCCGUCCAUGGUGGCCAUCGCUUUCCUGAUGCCAAUGAUCGGAUACACCCUGGGAUACCUCCUUUCCCUCCUCUUCAGACUCACACAACCGGAGUGCCGGACAGUGUCGAUGGAGACCGGCUGCCAGAAUGGGGGUUUGUCUAUAGCCCUGAUUAAAGUGGCGUUUCCUCCACAAGCGGUGGGCCCUCUGGUCCUCUUCCCGGUGACCUACAUGUUGACUCAGUUAAGUGAGGCUCUUCUCUUGGUGCUGAUGUUCAGGGCUCGUCUGUGCUGGCAACAAUGGAAGAACAAAAAGGGAGUGUACCAAGCUGCCAGUCCACAGAUGCAGGAAGUCGGGAUAUCAGAGAAGAGCUGUUAG